AUGACGACCAGGCCUCCAACCCUCCCAGCCUCAGCCUCCAACCCUCCCAGACUCAGUCUCCAACCCUCCCAGCCUCAGCCUCCAACCCUCCCAGACUCAGCCUCCAACCCUCCCAGCCUCAGCCUCCAACCCUCCCAGGCUCAGCCUCCAACCAUUCCAGUCUCAGCCUCCAACCCUCCCAGCCUCCAACACUCCCAGCACCUGAUCCCUCCCAGCCUCAGUCUGCAACACUACCAGCACCUGAUCCCUCCCAGUCUCAGCCUCCAACCCUCCCAGCACCUGAUCCCUCCCAGCCUCAGCCUCCAUCCCUCCCAGCUUCAGCCUCCAACACUCCCAGCACCUGAACCCUCCCAACCUCAGUCUACAACACUACCAGCACCUGAUCCCUCCCAGACUCAGCCUUCAACCCUCCCAGACUCAGCCUCCAACCCUCCCCGGCUCAUUCUCCAACCCUCUCAGCCUCCAACCCUCCCAGCCUCAGCCUCCAACCGUCCCAGACUCAGCCUCCAACCCUCCCAGCCUCAGCCUCCAACCCUCCCCGGCUCAUUCUCCAACCCUCUCAGCCUCCAACCCUCCCAGCCUCAGCCUCCAACCCCUCAGCCUCCAACCCUCCCAGACUCAGCCUCCAACCCUCCCAGCCUCAGCCUCCAACCCUCCCAGUCUCAUUCUCCAACCCUCUCAGCCUCCAACCCUCCCAGCCUCAGCCUCCAACCCUCCCAGACUCAGUCUCCAACCCUCCCAGCCUCAGCCUCCAACCCUCCCAGACUCAGCCUCCAACCCUCCCAGCCUCAGCCUCCAACCCUCCCAGGCUCAGCCUCCAACCAUUCCAGACUCAGCCUCCAACCCUCCCAGCACCUGAUCCCUCCCAGCCUCAGUCUGCAACACUACCAGCACCUGAUCCCUCCCAGUCUCAGCCUCCAACCCUCCCAGCACCUGAUCCCUCCCAGCCUCAGCCUCCAACCCUCCCAGCACCUGAUCCCUCCCAGCCUCAGCCUCCAACCCUCCCAGCACCUGAUCCCUCCCAGCUUCAGCCUCCAACACUCCCAGCACCUGAACCCUCCCAGCUUCAGCCUCCAACACUCCCAGCACCUGAACCCUCCCAACCUCAGUCUACAACACUACCAGCACCUGAUCCCUCCCAGACUCAGCCUCCAACCCUCCCAGCCUCAGCCUCCAACCCUCCCCGGCUCAUUCUCCAACCCUCUCAGCCUCCAACCCUCCCAGCCUCAGCCUCCAACCCUCCCAGCCUCAGCCUCCAACCGUCCCAGACUCAGCCUCCAACCCUCCCAGACUCAGCCUCCAACCCUCCCCGGCUCAUUCUCCAACCCUCUCAGCCUCCAACCCUCCCAGCCUCAGCCUCCAACCCCUCCAACCCUCCCAGCCUCAGCCUCCAACCCUCCCAGACUCAGUCUCCAACCCUCCCAGCCUCAGCCUCCAACCCUCCCAGACUCAGCCUCCAACCCUCCCAGCCUCAGCCUCCAACCCUCCCAGGCUCAGGCUCCAACCAUUCCAGACUCAGCCUCCAACCCUCCCAGCCUCCAACACUCCCAGCACCUGAUCCCUCCCAGUCUCAGCCUCCAACCCUCCCAGCACCUGAUCCCUCCCAGUCUCAGCCUCCAACCCUCCCAGCACCUGAUCCCUCCCAGUCUCAGCCUCCAACCCUCCCAGCACCUGAUCCCUCCCAGCCUCAGCCUCCAACCCUCCCAGCACCUGAUCCCUCCCAGCUUCAGCCUCCAACACUCCCAGCACCUGAACCCUCCCAGCUUCAGCCUCCAACACUCCCAGCACCUGAACCCUCCCAACCUCAGUCUACAACACUACCAGCACCUGAUCCCUCCCAGACUCAGCCUCCAACCCUCCCAGACUCAGCCUCCAACCCUCCCCGGCUCAUUCUCCAACCCUCUCAGCCUCCAACCCUCCCAGCCUCAGCCUCCAACCGUCCCAGACUCAGCCUCCAACCCUCCCAGCCUCAGCCUCCAACCCUCCCCGGCUCAUUCUCCAACCCUCUCAGCCUCCAACCCUCCCAGCCUCAGCCUCCAACCGUCCCAGACUCAGCCUCCAACCCUCCCAGCCUCAGCCUCCAACCCUCCCAGCCUCAUCCAACCCUCCCAGCCUCAACCUCCAUCCCUCCCAGCCUCAGCCUCCAUCCCUCCCAGCCUCAGCCUCCAACCAUUCCAGUCUCAGCCUCCAACCCUCCCAGCCUCCUACACUCCCAGCACCUGA
Messenger RNA from Oncorhynchus masou masou (cherry salmon), 2223 nucleotides. RefSeq lists its product as uncharacterized. The record is from RefSeq and is a predicted model, not a curated record. Lineage: Eukaryota; Metazoa; Chordata; Actinopteri; Salmoniformes; Salmonidae. The coding region runs from base 1 to 2223 and encodes 740 amino acids. The transcript has 4 exons.